AAGGCCCUCGCUUGACUUCUAAUAUCCGCUUCCGCUCCCCUCUCUCCUCCCCUGAAACCCCACCCUUGCAUGGGAAAGCGAUUCCCGGCCGCCGCCCUAGCCGCCGCUUUCCGCCCCUACUCCCGCUCCGGUCCCGGCUCCGCCGCCGCAACCGCCGCCAACAAGGCAUCGAAGCCGCCCACCGCCCCGCUGGAUACUCCCAGGAACGCCGGCGCCGGCGCCGGGGCCAGCUCCGGCCGCGCCGAGGUGCGGGAGGUGGCGGCGGCGUGCGGGAUGCAGGAGGACGAGCGGGUGCCGCUCUCGGAGAUGGUGCUGGACUGCACGAGGCGCUGGUUCCAGGACGCGCUCAAGGAGGCGCGCGCCGGCGACGCCGCCAUGCAGGUGCUCGUCGGCCAGAUGUACCGCAGCGGAUACGGCGUCAACAAGAACGAGCAGAAGUCUCGAAUUUGGAUGGAGAAAGCAUCGAGAUAUCGAUCUACAGUCUGGAAAGUUAGCAAUAAACGUCCAGGAUAUAAUGCUAGUGACUCAGACACAGAUGAUGCUAAUGAAACAGGCAAAUAAUGGAUAUAUCCGUGCUAAUGAUAUUACUGGGAGGGGCCUGUAGUGACUACAAAACAAGCAAGGGGACACAAACUAUUCAAAUAUGCACUUGUAUCAUGAGAAUUGUUCUGGGCAUGUUUAGUUAGCAUGUACGAUGGCCCAUUUUCUCCUUUUUGAAGUGUGUUAUAUCUGCUUAUCAUCACAAAUGUGAAAUUCCCAAGGAUGUGUUUUCACUGGAUAUAUAGCGCAUGCAGAGGAUAUUUGACUUUUUUUUUAUCUUGCA
This is a messenger RNA of Lolium rigidum, 823 nucleotides long. RefSeq lists its product as uncharacterized. Gene Ontology annotation, molecular function: protein binding. The transcript has 4 exons. NCBI's taxonomy places the organism in Eukaryota, Viridiplantae, Streptophyta, Magnoliopsida, Poales, Poaceae. The coding region runs from base 70 to 561 and encodes 163 amino acids. The record is from RefSeq and is a predicted model, not a curated record.